CCAACCAGAAGGACCAUUUUCCAACCGCUGAGAACCAUGUCACCCUGAGAGUUUCUCUACAGUCUCCGUUUAACGUCAGAAAACACCCUUCACAUCCUCUCGUCAGAUCAUCUGUGUCGUGGAUCAUACGUUCCUCAAAAGAUCUCGGCAGUUGGAACGAAUCCUUUGUUCAAUCCUGGUUUCGAUGGCCGCUAAUAUUCAUCACUCCUCGGGUCCAUCCACCCCGAUCACGAGCACUCCCACGGGCAUCACGGGCACGGUCAAGCCCGAGCUGAUCAACAAGAUCGAAGGUGGCUCCGAUGAAGUCCUGGACGCCAAGCUCAUUCCUGGACAAGAUGCCAUUAUCACCAUUAGUCAGGAUAGAUCGGUUCGACUUUGGCUCUUGAGAGAUUCGGGUCAAUAUUGGCCGAGUAUUUGUCAUUACAUGAAUGCUGCGGCCACGGCUGUCGUUUAUCAUCAUCCCACUCGACAAUUGUUCGUUGGAACCGAGACCGGUUUGGUGUCCGAAUUCAUCUUGGGCGAAGAUUACAACCACAUGGAUCACAAACGAGAUUACCAUGCCCAUCAAAAUCGAGUGUCUGGCCUCUACUUCUCAUCCGAGUCUAAAUGGAUCCUUAGCAUUUCAAAGGAUAGGCACUUUCAAUAUCAUUGCACGGAUUCAGGUCGACGAGUCGGUGGAUAUCUUUGCCCAUCAUGGUGUACUAGUCUGGCUUAUGAUGAACUGGCCAAAUACGUAUUUGUGGGCGACUACUCUGGGCAGAUCACCGUAUUAAAGCUGGAUCAGCCCGCAGUCAAGCUUGUCAAUACCUUAAAAGGCCAUACAGCCAGCGUUCAGACCCUCUUUUGGGAAGAGCAAAAUGGUUGGUUGUGUUCAGGGAGCUUCGAUGCCAGCGUAUUCGUUUGGGAUAUCGCGGGAAGAAAAGGAACCGUUUACGAACUGCACGGACACAGACAAAAGGUCACGGCCUUGGCUUUCUCGAAAGAACGACAAGUUCUUCUCUCAGGGUCAGAAGACAAUCACUUGGUGCUUUGGAACAUGGCCACUCCUCGAAUUGAGAAUCCGGAAUGGGCUCAGAGUGAUUUGUGUCAAUUGUGUUCCCGUCCGUUCUUUUGGAACAUGCGAGCCAUGUAUGAACAGAAGCAGAUUGGCCUUCGACAGCAUCAUUGUCGGAAAUGUGGGAAAGCCAUUUGCAAUGGCUGCUCCACCAAACGAAGUACCCUCCCAUCUCGGGGUCACGAGUUUCCAGUCAGAGUUUGUGAGGAGUGCUACAUCGGAAUCACUGAUGACGACAAACGGUCAAAUACCAUUUUCCAUGAUCUGAAACACUCGAUCAAGGCCAUGGACAUGGAUUUAAGCCGGGACUUAAUGAUUACUGUGGGAAGUGAUCGCAUCGUUAAGUUAUGGGCUAUUAAAAACGUCUUGUAAACCCGGUUGAAUUGCAUUCAGACACGCCUUAAUUUCGCCGAAGGAAGAAAAAACACCGUGUGCUCCCAUAUCAUAAUAAUCAAUGCGACCUAAUGGCCUCUAACUCAUCUGAUUUAACUGGAUCCUCGAGGCAGAAAAUACUUUCAAUCUUGUGUUAUAUUUUUGUUACUUUUCGGUUAGAAGCAGUCCCCAAUGUUUAUCAAAACAUAAAGUACGUGUAUCAUGAUCUGUCAAUGUUCUUAACGCCAUUUUAUAGAUAUAUUAUUCGUAACAUGACUGAAAAAAAAUCCUCCUUUCUUCUUCA
This is a messenger RNA of Tigriopus californicus, 1730 nucleotides long. RefSeq names its product WD repeat and FYVE domain-containing protein 2-like (gene Wdfy2). NCBI's taxonomy places the organism in Eukaryota, Metazoa, Arthropoda, Copepoda, Harpacticoida, Harpacticidae. The transcript has 6 exons. The record is from RefSeq and is a predicted model, not a curated record. The coding region runs from base 185 to 1426 and encodes 413 amino acids. Gene Ontology annotation, molecular function: metal ion binding; protein binding.